Tetrahymena thermophila SB210 is the source of this 1629-nucleotide messenger RNA. RefSeq lists its product as hypothetical. The transcript has a single exon. The record is from RefSeq and is a predicted model, not a curated record. Lineage: Eukaryota; Ciliophora; Oligohymenophorea; Hymenostomatida; Tetrahymenidae.
AUGGAAUUAGAAGCUGAUUAUUUUGAUAGCAAUUAAUUUACUGAUUCUUACAGUACGCAUCCUGAUAAAUAGGAUAAUUAUAAAUACUACCCUCACUUCUAAGAAAUAUUGCUUCCUGAGGCUGUACAUGAGUUGUAGAUGGAAUACGAAUUUAAUGAAAACUUUCUCAUUGUGUAAUAAGAAGAAGAUAUUUAAUAACUAUUGAAUUAUCCUAAUAAAUAAAAUUAAAAUGGCGAACAUUUGAUUGAUCCUAAUCAUAUAAGGGAUUCCCACUCUCUUUCGUAGUCCACAAUUAGCAACUAGAUUGGAGAAUCUUCGAUUAACUAUUUAAAUCAAAGUACUUUAUUAGAUAAGAAAAUUAUAAGCUAGACAGAUUUACUCUCAAAUAUAGAUUGUAUUUCUGAGUAGCUAGCAGAAGAACAGCGAGAGCUUUAAGAAUAAGAGAAACGAUGUAUUAUUUUUACCUAAAACCCAAAUAAAAGCAAUGAUAAUACUGAAAAUAAAAGUACACAUACAAAAUCUAAUGAAAAAUACAUAGUCAAGUCUAUUGUUGCAGUUGAUUUGACUAAAAAGCCCAGUAAUUUUGAAUUUAAGUACGGUGAGAGACCCUAUGUUAUUAUUAAUCCUUUAUAAGGAUUUUAUUUUAUAUCUGGAGACGUUUGCAUUAUGAAUACAGUAUUAAAGAGAGAAUUCACUCGCUUUUCUGAACUGAAUUCAUUUAAAUCCCCUGUGAAAACUUAUAGCAAUGAAAAAGUUGGUACUUUAGAAGUAGAUCUAAACAAUAAGAGAAGUGGAAUUAAAAACUUUCAAUUUAUUAUAAACAAAUUGCGUUCUUACUCAAGCUAAAGGUGUUACUCCUUCGCCUAGUUGCUCGAGAAGUAUCAAAAGUUUGUUGACAAUCUACAAGAAAAAACUGAAAUCUUAUAAAAUGAAUAGAAUAUGCACUUUUUCUCUAACUAUUUAGACGAAAGCUACGCUAAUUUUCUUUAAAAGUGUCAAUAAGUUUUAACUAAGGUUGCUGAAUAACAUACAUUCUAUUCUUAUACUAUUAAUAGAUUGAAUUUAUUUAAUUUUGAAAUGGAAAUGCGUAAAUAUGGUUACUCAGAAACCCUCUUGGCAUUACUAGGAUUGGAUGUUUAGUAAGCUUAACAGUACAUAUGGAGAAGAGGACUUUUCGAUUAUAUGGAUAAAGCUAACAUAGAGGAUAUGCUUUACUAAUACAUCUCAUAUACUAUUGGUGAAGGCAAACCUUAACCACAUGAAGUAACUCUGCAUACAUUUGACGGUUUAGAAGUAAUGGCAGUAAACAAUAUAAAAAUAUUCAUGAAUGUUGACCCUAAAAAUCCAUUCGUUGGCUAUAAUGAAGUAUUACUAAUAAAUAUAUAUGACGUAAGCUAAAAUAUGAUAAAGCAAGUAAUGGAGCUUAGAAAAUAAAAUAAGGAUAAAUCAUUUAAGUAUAUGAGGGAACUAGAAGAAGAUUUAUCUUAUUCUAUGGAAGCCACAAUCUUCCUCGAAAAAUACUAUAAAAAUGCUACUUAGAACUUUUUGCCCUCUAAUAAAAGAGCAGGUUAUAGAUUAAUUAAUUAAUAACAAAACAAAUAAGAAUAAGAAUAGUAACAAGCUAAUUGA